AUGCCUCCAGCGACCGCCUCCUCCGCCACUGCGGCCUCCUCCAAGGCCUCCAAGGUCCCGAAGGCCGCUAAGUCCAGCAAGGCCAGCACGACCUCCACACCCGCCCCUGUCCCCUCGACUUCGUCCCUCGCCCUGCCCCUUCCUGCCUCCUUCUCGCGCCCGCAAGCGACCAAGGCGGUCACUGCGCUUCUGUCACACGCGGCCAAGGCGGACAAGGAGCGCGAGGCGACAGAGCUGAUUCCGAGGGAAGAGUACAUUUGGCUGAAUGUCGGAUUGAAGACGGGGAGCAAUAAGAAGAAGGUCAUGCCUGUGCGAAUUCAACUCCCACACCCUCCUCUCCCCCCACCCCCCACCACCUCCGUCUGCCUCAUCGUCAAAGACCCCCAGCGGGAAUACAAAGACCUCCUCGCAUCAAGCGACAUCAAGUUUGUCUCGCGCGUCGUGGGCGUCAAGAAGCUCAAGGGGAAGUUUAAGCCAUUCGAGGCCAGGCGUGCAUUGAUGAAGGAGCACGAGCUGUUUUUGGCCGAUGAGCGGGUUAUGGGGUUGAUGCCGGAAUUAUUGGGCAAAAUCUUCUACGAGUCCAAGAAGGUGCCUAUACCUGUCAAUCUGAAGCAAAAGGAUUUGAAGAAGGAGUUGGCUCAGGCUAUUGCCAGCACAUAUAUGAUCCCAUCUACCGGAACACAAAUAUCAAUCCGGAUCGCCACCCUCUCAUCCUCCUCCGCCGCCCAGACCCUCGAAAAUCUCCUUGCCGCCAUUCCUCCCGCCGUCGCUGCCCAAAACGGCGGAUGGGAAAACAUCCUCUCCCUCGGUAUCAAAACCUCCACUUCGGUUCUUCUCCCAGUAUGGGCCGCAACUCUGGACGGGCGGUUCGACCUCGCGCAAAAAGAGGCAGAAGCGGCCGCGGCGGAGAAGGAGAAGAAGGGGGCGAAGCGCAAGUCUGUGGAGGCGCCAAAAGCACCAGCGGCCAAGGCGGUCGCGCCGGUCAAGGCGGACGCAGUCAAGGGGGCAAAGAAGGCGGGCAAGAAGAGCUCGACGAUAGGUUCGGGAGGUGCAGGCAAGAAGGCCAAGGAGGCGGUCUUGGGCAAGAAGGCAUAG
Molecule: messenger RNA, 1095 nt
Organism: Dioszegia hungarica
Lineage: Eukaryota; Fungi; Basidiomycota; Tremellomycetes; Tremellales; Bulleribasidiaceae
Product: ribosomal protein L1p/L10e family-domain-containing protein
Exons: 5
Coding region: 1-1095 (364 amino acids)
Source: RefSeq, a predicted model, not a curated record